UUGGUGGGCUGUGAUGAAAGUUAAAGGUAGACCCAUUGUUGAAGUAUCUCAAACGUCUUCAAAGACGUAUGAACCUUUUCAAGAAGAUGACAUAGAUUAUGCUGAAGUAAAUAUCGAUGAUAUUAAUCAACAACACUGCCUGAAUGAUCCUAGCGGAGGAAUGACUGAGAUUCAUGAUGACGUUUCGACAGAGGAAGACGAAUUCCUUAGUGACCCUGAUUCUGAUGCAGAUGCAGAUGGUGAUAAUGAGUACAAUUCAUAUGAAUCAGACUAAAUUCAUCUAUAUACUAAAGAAGUUUGGAGUUGUAUAUUUCAUUUAUUACUCAAUGAGGGGACGUGGAAGGGUUAACAAGCCCAGAGGACCGGUUCAACUUCCUGCUAGUGCAAGUCAAGAGGACGCGAAUACAGAUGACGGACAAGAGCAUGAGCCGCAUUUACCACGGGCACCGACGGGACUUGGGGAUACGGAACUUCAGAUAUGGGUACCACUUGCAUCCGGUGUACAGCUAUCUCACAGAGAUCGAUCAUAUACACCAGUUCCACCAUGUGUCAAUGCACAGCUUCCCCGUCCCCUUCCACCUCCUCACCGUCACAGUUUACAUCCUCACCACCCUACUGCAGCUCCACGACCAGCGGUAUCACAUACACAUUCACCUCAUCCUGCAUCCCCUUCUGGUAUUGCAUCAGCUAGAGGGACAGGAUCUGCAUCAGCAUCUACUCCAUCAUCUGCUCCUGCAUCUGCUCCAGCAUCAGCUGCAUCGACCACUGCUGUAGGCGAAACACAGUCAUUCCGACAGACUAUUUCACUCAUUAACAACAAUUUGCAUCCGUCGGAGAUGUGCAGCCGCAUGAUAACUCUGAUAGUGAAAGAAAGAUUGGUCGAGGAAGGCCACUGUUGGAAGACUGUGCCCAAUGAAACUAAGGAGUUUUAUUGGCAGGAAUUCAAGGUGAAGCAUAAUUAUUUUAGCAGUUUGUCAUAUAUUUAUGAACUGUUUAAUUACUAUCUACUCAUAAAAUGUAAUCUUUUUGCAGAAAUACUUCAUAUGGGACCAAGCAAUUGACAGCUUGGUAAAAAUUGCCUAGCAGAAAAAGGCAGCUGAGCGAUACAGGGGCUUAAUGUGGGAAAUCAGGAAAGAAAAGGCGAAGAAUCUUGCAACCCCUGAUUCUGUUUUGAGGAAGUGGCAGGAAACUUGGAACACUUAUGAAUACAAAGAGAAGUGUGAGAAGUUUUCUGCCAAUAGGCGCAGUGAGGCUGGAGGGUCAGGAUCUGGCAUUUCCAGGCAUGCAUGCGGUUCUGUUUCACAGUACACCCACCA
Manihot esculenta (cassava) is the source of this 1316-nucleotide messenger RNA. RefSeq lists its product as uncharacterized. The transcript has 4 exons. Bases 174 to 1061 code for a protein of 295 amino acids. The record is from RefSeq and is a predicted model, not a curated record. NCBI's taxonomy places the organism in Eukaryota, Viridiplantae, Streptophyta, Magnoliopsida, Malpighiales, Euphorbiaceae.